GCAACUAGCGCAACGGACGACGUACCUUCGAGAUGGGUGACCGCAUGCCAGGUAUGGUAGGUAACCAAGCAGACAGGUGGAACGAAUCUCGCAACAUGGGUCGCGAGAACAUGCCUCCACCUCAGAAGCCCCGAUGGGAGAGGGGUCGAGGUUCUUCGCAAAUAGAUCCCGUUCUGGAACAACUGUCUUACCUCCGUGGUCCUUCCUCGGGUCUUGAAAGUCGAACCGUGGAACCCAAGAAAUUUACAGGACGAUGUCGUCUUUUCGUCGGCAACUUGCCGAGCAACUUUACGGAGGAACAAUUCAAGAAGCUUUUCCAAGACUUCGGCGAAACUGCAGAAGUAUUCCUCAACGCUCAAAAGGGAUUCGGCUUCGUCAAAAUGGACACCCGCCAAAAUGCGGAAGCUGCCAAGGCCGCCCUGGACUUCUUGCCAUUGCAAAACAAGCCAUUGCGAGUGCGAUUCGCCACACAUGGUGCAGCCCUCAAAGUGAAGAACUUCAGCCAGUGGGUCACCAACGAACUACUGGAAAUGGCCUUUUCCGUGUUUGGCGAAGUGGAGCGUGCUGUGGUCAUCGUUGACGACAGGGGCCGUUCGGUCGGCGAAGGCAUCGUUGAAUUUGCGCGGAAGCAGGCGGCGCAAAAUGCUCUCAAACGUUGCUCAGAAGCAUGUUUUAUGCUCACUAGCACACCGCGGCCAGUGAUUGUGGAGCCUUUGGAGCAACGUGACACGGAUGACGGCCUCCCCGAGAUGAACUUUCCUCCCAACCACAAGGCCAUGUUGAAGGAGCGCGAGAUGGGGCCUCGUAUAGCCGAGCCCGGUUCCUUCGAGUUCGAGUUUGCCAUGCGUUGGAAGAAGCUGUACGACGGCGAGCGUCUCCGCAAGGAGUCGCUGGAGCAGGACGUCAUGAAAUGUCGGCGUCAGCUGGAAGACCAGAUGGAGUUUUACCUCUACGAGCACGAGGCCAAAAUGCUCAGAGAAAAACUCCGAAUGAUGGAGGAGCAGAGCAGUAUGAUGGCUCGCGAACGGGAAAUGAGACUGCAGGAGGAGCGCAGGCGCGAGGAAGAGCGCCGACGCCACGAGGAGGCUUUCUUGAAGCAGCAACAGCAGCAGGAGGAAGAAAUGCGCAGAAGACGAGAGGAGGAGGGGGCUGCCACCAGGUCAGGGGUGUACCACAGUGGGGUGGCGGCUCCACCCCCGCCUCCGCACAUGAUGGGAGGUGCCAUGGGGGGUGCCAUGGGAGGUUACAACGGCAGCUUCAAUGACGGUCCACAGUCCAGUGCUGCCCGUCAAUCACGUUUUGACCAACCGCACAUGGGCGGAGGCGGAGGAGGAGGAAGCGACAUGAACGGGUCCAUGCGGGGUCCGCCCAUCCGCGACAUGAUGAUGCGCCGUGACGCCCUCGAUCGCGGGGAUUACGACAUGGACGCCAAGCGACAGCGCAGAUAUUGAUCACCCCUCGGUUACAUUUCCAGUCUCAUGUUUUAGCAUUUAGACUCAUCUCUAUCGCAUCAUCGUAUCCGGUUGAUCGAUUGAUCGUUUGAUCGAUUAUGUAGCGAAUGAUUUUUUCUGUUUUUUUCGUCCAUCUUUGCUAAAAAUUAAAACUGGGGGAACAAGGAGGUGUCAGCACUGGAUUCAAGACGCUGGUUUCGGGUCGAUGAUCCUAGUUUUCCUAGACUUGUCGCGUGUCCAUGAAUUUUAGAAUGUUCUGCACGUUAUGUAGUGGUAAUGGUACUAUAAUAUUUGACGCUGGUUUAAUCUUGACCAAACGGCUCGACACUGUUCAUCGGACGUCGCAGUGUGCUGCAUUGUAACAAGGUUUCUACGUAUGUUGCGAAAACAGAUUCUGCUGAGAUGGUCACCGGACGUCUCUCUUAAGCAUGCGGUCUACUGUAAGCGAACAAUCUGAGCGUCGUCGUAUACCACCCUUCGUCUUGUAAUGUUGUGAUGGGAUAUGUCUAUCCUGUGAAGAAUAAUAAAGGUGCCAUCUUUCAGUGAAGGAUGAAAAAAAAAAAAAAAGGCUGUUGUAAUGAGUUUUACCCACACACAAGUCUGCAAGUCGCAUGUUUUGAUUUAGUACCGUUCUUGAACCGCGAACCGCCAGACUAAAAAUAUUUGGGUCCAACUUUUCCUUAUUUCUGACUGGUGCUGGGCUACCAACAUGGAACGGAGUAGUUG
Molecule: messenger RNA, 2177 nt
Organism: Ornithodoros turicata
Lineage: Eukaryota; Metazoa; Arthropoda; Arachnida; Ixodida; Argasidae
Product: splicing factor, proline- and glutamine-rich-like
Exons: 7
Coding region: 33-1451 (472 amino acids)
Biological process (GO): regulation of DNA-templated transcription
Cellular component (GO): nucleus
Molecular function (GO): RNA binding
Source: RefSeq, a predicted model, not a curated record